This is a messenger RNA of Acanthamoeba castellanii str. Neff, 777 nucleotides long. RefSeq lists its product as uncharacterized. NCBI's taxonomy places the organism in Eukaryota, Discosea, Longamoebia, Acanthamoebidae. The record is from RefSeq and is a predicted model, not a curated record. Bases 1 to 777 code for a protein of 258 amino acids. The transcript has 5 exons.
AUGACCGCCAUCUCCAUCGUCCACUCGCUCGACUCCCUCAAGUCGGCCGGAGUGAACGUCUCCGUCAUCGUAACCAACUCCCCGCAGCUCCUCGUCGUCAUCAACGCCACCGCCGACCACGCCCUCAACGUUGAUUUCAGCCCGCUCGACCCCACCUUCUCCACCAUCCAAGUCGCCGUCUCGGACCAGUUCGGAAGCGGAGCGUCGAAGCCGAGCCAGGCCUCGCUGGCGCUGACCCUGGCGGCCGCCGGUUUCGCCGCCGGCGCGGCGUCGGGCAAGCCCGGCAUGAGCGUCGCCUCGAUCGCUGCCGGUGCCGCCGUCGGCCUGGGUCUCUUUGGUCCGCUGGCAUCGGCAGAGUCCAAGUGCCCCGUCAGCUUCGUGCACGUGGCCGUCUACAUCCCCGGCAGCGUGGUGAACUACACCAUCAACGGCGGGAACCAGACCUGCAACCUCCCCUGGUUCUCCGUCUUUUCUGAGUACUGCGACGUCUGCAACUCCAACUUCACCAUCCCCCAAGGAAUUGUCUACCCGUGCAUCCCUGGCACUCUCAACUGCUGUCCGGGCGAGGUGUGUGUCCCGUACGUUGUCUACCACGGCGUCAACUCCACCAAGUGCUGCCCUCCCACCGACACCGCGUGCACCGGCGCCAGCGCGCCAGCGAAGCGGCUCGACGCAGAGAUCCAGAACGUGCAGCAGCUGAACGCGUUCACCGCCGAGGUCGGGCUGGACCUGGCCUCGCUCCGAGCUGCCAAGAGGUCCGCCGAACAACAGCAGUGA